GUGAUCAUGACUAGAUAGUGAUAUUAUAAUGGAUGUUCUUGGAGAAGUUCAGGGGCUGUACAGUACGGAGGCUGGCUGGCGGACAACCCCUCACCAAGCCCGCCCCACAUGACCACCACGCCAACCCUUAGGUAUGGACUCCUGAACCUUCAAGCAUCAAUGAUGUUCAGCAACAUUCAAACCAAUUAUUCCUUCGGAGCAACACUUAUGUUGCGAUAUACAUUCUUACUUUCGCGACAGCGAUGCAUCAUCAGCCCACUACUACACGCGUCGUCAGAGUCUUGUGACAAGGAAGUUGAUCCGUCUUACACGCAAAUAGCCCUGAAUUUUGGCACCGUUCUGUCGUCCCCUCUGUAUCUGGAGCCUUCGGACGUAUCGAAUUGUUUCUGCAACGGCAUCAUUAUAUAGGAACCGCGGGGAUACCCGUCAUAUAAUUGUUGUCCUAUCAAAGGACACUGGACUAGGUCGGAGAAGCCCCAGUGGUUCUUCCCCCGCUCCGGUGCAUUAGAUGCCGUAUGGAACCUCCCGUAGCAAGGCUGCAAGCAAGUUUAUGUCCAAGAUUAUAAGUACUUACUUGUUUCCUCCCAAUCUUAUUCCUGUUCUGUCAGAUUUCAUUCUCCAUCUUUGGUACUACCCCUCAUUCAGUAUGUCAAAGCCAGCCGGAGCUCCAAGUGGACCACCAGGCUUCCCUCCAUUCGAAGCCUCUCUCUCAGACUUGACCAAAUUAUCUUCUGCAAUCCAUACUUCAAUUACAGAUUACGAGAAUGCAAAGACCCCCAAGGAGAAAGCUGCAGCUCUGCAAAAGAUCCAGGCCAGCUCCACCAGACUGUCCCGUACUACCACGCCUCUCCAGCAACAGUUCAUGCAAAUCAAUUUCGGGCCUAACGUCAAUGUUGCAAUACGAAUCGGACUUGAGAUGGGUCUCUUCACCGCACUCCCAACAUCUGGUGACCCCUCCACCGUCGCCAACCUAGCCCGGCAGACAAACGCUCAAGAAGAAUUCCUGUUCCGCAUAGCACGAACCCUUGCCGUCUUCGACAUCCUCCAAGAAUGCGACUCUCCAACGUCCGAUUUACCAUCCUACAGUCAUACGCCUUUCUCCCAAUUCCUCACUCUACCACCCGCAGAAGCUUCCACUCGACAUCUCUUCGACAACAUGCUACAUGCACAAGUCAACUCUGCGCGCGGAUACUACCUCAAGUACGGCUUCAAGAAUCCCGAAGACUCGAAGAACAGCCCGUUUAGCUUUGCGAAUGGAAGGGAUGAUAAGGGCAUCUUCGAUAUACUGGAAGAACAACCGGAGAGGAUGAAAAUGUUCAAUAGUGCUAUGGCGAUACAGGCUACAUUGGGGCUGAAGGAUGUCCUCCUCACGUACCCAUUCGACAAGCUGGAAGCCAACGAAGACGGUGUGGUGCUCGUCGAUGUAGGAGGCGGAAAGGGACAAGUCAUCAACGAAAUCCAGACAGUAUACCCCAACUUGCAUGGCUCCAUAAUACUAGAAGACAUGGAAAUCGUUCUACAAGGCGGUACAAUUGUCCCAGACGAGAUCAUCAAGCAGCCAUAUGAUUUCUUCAAAGAAGAGCAACCGAUCAAAGGCUCAAACUAUUUCCUCAAAUCCAUUCUCCACGACUGGCCCGACUCGUCCUGUCUCCAAAUCCUUAAGAGCCUCGCCCCAGCCAUGCGCGGCUCACCAUCGUCGCGCCUCCUCCUCUGCGAACUUGUCCUUCCAGAUCGCAACCCCACUAUCGGCCAGGUUCUACGCGAUAUGAAUAUGCUUGUCAUUGCAGGUAAGGAGAGGAAUAAGUUGCAGUGGGAGAAAUUGCUUGGGCUGGCAGGAUAUAAAGUUCUGGGCUAUUAUGGAUUGGAGAGCCCGAAUAGUAGUAUCAUUGAGGCGGUGCUUGAUGAGUGAGGCCGUGAGGCAUGGGGAUGGUGGUGGGCAUGAAGGGGAGAAAUUGGAAUCUCUACCUCAUUCGUGGACUUCAGCUCUAAUAUAUUUAUAAUCCGCUCAUUUCUGAUACCGAACACACUGGCAGACCAUGCUUGAAUGGUUUAAUACGUGAGGGCCGGCGACUGUUACUAGUAAAACGCGAAGUGGGGACCUGUUUAUUG
Molecule: messenger RNA, 2109 nt
Organism: Cadophora gregata
Lineage: Eukaryota; Fungi; Ascomycota; Leotiomycetes; Helotiales; Ploettnerulaceae
Exons: 3
Coding region: 509-1909 (466 amino acids)
Molecular function (GO): O-methyltransferase activity
Source: RefSeq, a predicted model, not a curated record